AGGAAGCAGCUUUCUCUCUGUCCUUCUGUUUCUUAUAGUUUUGCAGUCUCUUUAACCUUAAUCCAUCAUGCUGCUCCGAGCUCUGCUGCAGACUUCACUGGUGCUCUGGCUGGCCAAGCAAACUCUGCAAGGAGGAGUUAGGCCUCAAAAUGUGGCCUAUGGGAGGGCCCUGCCAGCUCGAGGUGUUGGUAUUGGAGUUAAACCUGGAGUUACCGGAGCCCUUGGAGCAGUAGGAAACCGAUAUGGUACAAAAGCAAUGAAGACUGGGAUUGGUCGUUAUCCUGGGGCCCACCUUGGUGUUGGAGGCUACAGAUCUCUUGGAUUAGGAGGAAGAGGAGGCCUGAGGCCGGGUGGAUAUGGAGCCCAUGGAGGCUACGGUGCCAGUUUGGGAACUGGAAUGGGUCUGGGUGCAGGACUUUCAAAUGGACUCGGCUUAGGCCUGGGUCAGGGAGGAAAACGUGCCUAUGGUGCAGGCCUUGGGUCUCUUCCAGGAUAUGGAGCAUAUCCAGGUGUUGGGUACCAAGGCGUACGCCCAGGUUAUAUCGGAGGAGCAGGAAACUAUCUUGGAGCGAGCCUGGGUGCUGCAGGCUAUGGAACGGGACAGGGAGCUUAUCUGGGAGGUGCUGCAGGAAAACUUAAUGCUGCUGCUGCUCUCGGACAGGGCGCGUAUCCUCAAGGUGUUGCAGGGAAAAACGGCUAUGGUGAAGGAAUGACGGGAUAUCUUGGUGCUAUGGGGGGUAACGGCUUGGCAGGCUACGGUAACGGAUAUGGAGAUGGUUACGGAGCAGGGAUUGGUUACCCUGCAGAGUUAGCUGAUGGUGCUGAGAACAAAGCAGGGAAGAUUAAAGCUCUGAGCACAGGAGGCUACGGAGGACAGGUCCAGGAAGGAUAUGGAACACUUGGUACAGGACUGGAAUCAAUUGGGGGCAAAUAUGGAGGAGCUGCUCAGGUUCCUUAUGGUAACACUCCUGUGAUCCCUGCUGGCCUGGAAGGUGAUGGAGGCUACCCAUAUGCUUCUCAGCAGCUCGGCCUUGCUGCUGAAAACGCCAAAACAGCCAGCAAAUACGGUGCUGCUGCAGGUUAUGGGACCCGACAAACAGGUUACGGAGCACAGCUUGGAGCUCCUCAUGAUGCUCUGGUGGAGCAGACUGGCAAAUACGAUGGAGUGAAUGCUGCACUUGGUAACGGGUACAAAGGUUAAGAAGUUGGCCUCUUCAAGUGGAUCUUCCUAUAUUUCUAUUGUUUUACCUUUUUGAUUUGCUUUUCUCAUUGUUACCCAUAUUUGUAUUGACCCUUCAAAACCUGCUGUACUCAACACCAAUUGUUCUGUUUUAUAUCAUAAAGUUUAAGUUGGAUGAUGAACUAAAAUAGAUGCAAAGUGCAAGAAAUGUAUGUUUGCUUGAUGAUCUUAUUGUUUUAGUCCAAUGAAGCAUCAUGUCAUGUGACGGUGAAUAAAAAAAACAACU
Molecule: messenger RNA, 1466 nt
Organism: Cyprinodon variegatus (sheepshead minnow)
Lineage: Eukaryota; Metazoa; Chordata; Actinopteri; Cyprinodontiformes; Cyprinodontidae
Product: glycine-rich protein DOT1-like
Exons: 23
Coding region: 68-1201 (377 amino acids)
Source: RefSeq, a predicted model, not a curated record